AUGACCACCUCUGUCCCUUCCACACAGGCAUCCAUCAUCCUCGAUGAGAAGGACUUAGAAGCCUCCGCCGAGCGUAGAAACAGAAUCCUGAGCCACCAUGGCAAGGAUGACCUACUGCCGGCGCCCACGCGCGAGGCCAUCCUCGCCGUCCCUGGUCUAACUGCUGAUCUUGAGGCUACGGGUGUUUACAUCGUCAGCUGGGAUGGCCCAGACGACAAGGCCAACCCGCUCAACUUCUCAGCUUCUCGAAGAUGGCUCACAGUAGCCAACGUCAGCCUCAUCACCUUCAUCACCCCUCUAGCCUCCUCCAUGUUCGCCCCCAGCGUCCCAACCCUCAUGAAAGAAUUCGACGUCCAAUCGCCCCUCCUCUCCGCCUUCGUCGUCUCCGUCUUCAUCCUCGGCUUCGUCAUCGGCCCCGUCGUCUGCUCCCCCCUCUCAGAGCUCUACGGCCGCCUCCCCAUCUACCAUUGCUCCAACGUCCUCUUCUUCCUCUGCACCAUCGCCUGCGCCGAGGCAAGGUCCUUGAACAUGCUCAUCGGCUUCCGCUUCCUCGCCGGAUGUGCAGGAGCCGCUGCGUUGGCUAUUGGAGGCGGUACUAUCGCUGAUGUGAUUCCCGUCCACCACCGCGGGAAGGCCAUGGCCCUCUUCUCCAUGGGACCCGUCCUUGGCCCCGUUGUAGGGCCCGUGGGCGGCGGAUUCGCAGUCCAGUCACUGGGUUGGCGCUGGAUCUUCUGGAUCCUCACUAUGCUCUCUGGCUGUGUCACGCUGCUGACAUUUGUUGUUAUGCGGGAGACGUUCGCGCCGACGCUGCUUGGACGCAAAACUACGCGCAUGCAGAAGGCUUAUCCUAAGUACAAAUUCCGCUCGCAGUAUCACACUGGUAUGAAGGCUAGUGCCUAUCUUCGCCGCUCGCUCGUGCGGCCACUGCGCAUGCUGGUCAAUCCGAUAGUUCUCAUACUGUCGGUAUACCUCGCAGUUGGCUAUGGAUACCUAUACAUCCUCUUCACGACAUUCGCGAUCGUCUUCAGGGACCAGUACGGUUUCUCACCAGGGGCUGUGGGAUUAUCGUUUCUGGGCUGUGGUAUUGGUUCCUUGUUGGGGGCAACGCUUUAUUACUUCAUGAGUGAUAGAAUCUUGGAUCGGCUGUCCCAAGCAACGGGACCUCAGCCUGAGCAUCGUGCCCCGGCUAUGUGCCUUGGGGCUAUUUUAAUGCCCAUUGGACUGUUCAUGUACGGCUGGGCAGCUGAGAAGCAAGUACACUGGAUUGUGCCGAUAAUUGGCACUGGAAUAUUUGGCCAUGCGCUGGUCAUGAUAUUUCAAUCUAUAUUGAACUAUAUUGUCGACACAUUCGACAUCUAUUCGGCAUCGGCUCUGGCCGCGAAUAUGGUUCUGAGGUCUCUCGGCGGGGCGUUUUUGCCGCUGGCUGGCGAAGAUAUGUAUGCUGCAUUGGGACUUGGAUGGGGCAACUCUCUUUUGGCAUUUAUUGCGGUUGCCCUCGUACCAGUGCCAUUUGUCAUUUUCAAGUACGGCCAUCGCAUAAGGGCAAUGGCAACUGUCAAAAUCUAG
Molecule: messenger RNA, 1566 nt
Organism: Pseudogymnoascus destructans
Lineage: Eukaryota; Fungi; Ascomycota; Leotiomycetes; Thelebolales; Thelebolaceae
Exons: 3
Coding region: 1-1566 (521 amino acids)
Biological process (GO): transmembrane transport
Molecular function (GO): transmembrane transporter activity
Source: RefSeq, a predicted model, not a curated record